AUGACUGUGACGUACGUCCGCUCUCCAAGUUUCUCCGCACACACCACUUCUCCACCGCAAUCUCCGCUCGUGCCCAGCGCCUCCUGCACCUGGUCUACCUCGCCUGCCAUCGGUCCCACUUCGCCGCGCGCUGCCUCGCGUGCUUUUGGCACCUCGGUCCCAGCUGCGGCUGCUUCCGAUUCAGCCUCUGCCGAAAAGCUAACCACCUCGGCCUCGGCACCCGUUCUCGCUGAUCACUUGUCUAGCGCCAGCAGCAUUCUCAUCCGCAACGAACGCAUGGAAGCAGGCCUCAGCUUGAGAAGAAGCCCACUCAUCCCCACCGCUGAGUUUGAGCCAGAGCCAAGCACCCCUGCUACCUACUCUCCUCGCCUUCCCGACAACGUCACCCUUGUUGACCAACUCGAAUCCGUCGACGCCCGCUACGAGCCUACAUUUACCGGCGACAUUGACCUUCACAACGAUCGCUUUGUCUAUCGACGACCUUACGUUGAUCGCGGUCUCUCACACACCAAACGUCGCACCCAGCUCAUCCUCGAGCAAAAAUACCACCUGCAUCGCUUGGCCGGCUCUCCUGGUACAUCACCCAACGAACCAGACUCUUUCAAAACUUCCGCCGCUUCGUUCCCUCGUUCGCAAAGCGCAAGACGUCCUGGAACCGCGCCUCAGCAUUCUAGCUCCCCACACACGCCCGACUGGGCUCCUGCUCACCUCAACUCUGCUAGCAGAACACUUAUCACUUCAUCCGGAGGUCUGCGAGAACUCACCACCGGUGCAUCAGCUCAGCCCGCGUCCAAGCGUGCCUCUUGGAUUCGACGCACACGCGACUUUGAGACACACAGCGACUCUCACCACACUCACUCCUCCGGUUUACUCGAAGCUGCACCCAUCACAGCCUCGAUCAAAGCUUCCCGGCGUCACAGCAGCUUCCUCACUGGUGACUACCGGACUGCUACACUAAUCCCCAUCCUUGCCAGCAACAGUUUCGACGCACGCUCCAAAAAAGACGCCAGACGUCGAAGUUACAUGUCCGACAAGUCGGCGUCUCCUCUAUCCAAUCUGUCCACUUCUCCCGUACUUGUCGCCUCCUCCGGCCUAGUCGGUGCGCCUGUUUCCAAGCGCGACUCAAUGCUUUCCAACGACUCUUCUGCCACCUCCUCGUCCAAGGACGGCAGGCUCUCUGUCGACAACGUCGAAUUUGAGGGCGAUGAUCUCAAGCAUCAGGCUCAGAGCUCAGCUUCCUCAGGAUCCGGUCACGACGAAAGUGUACCAGUCGGCUCCAUGAAAGGGCACGUUCGCAGCGCAACCGAUGCAGACUCCAAAACUGUCGAGGUGUUCAUCACGCCUCGAUCCAGCGCUGAGCACGAACAGGGCGGCGCCAAGUCCUCCAUUGACCCUCUCAGCGAAACCGACAGCUCGCGUACGACAGAACAGGCCAAGGGGCCAUCGCAUGAUGCUGUCGAAGUCGCUCAAAUUGACUGCAUAGAAUCGGAGAAGCUUGCCAGCGCUUCUCUUACUGAUGCGGAGCUGGUAGCGGCUCCCGCGAUCUCAUCCACCACACUUGGCCCUGUCGAGACUGCCGUUGUCCCACCCACGCCCACGCCAACAGCUCCAGAAUGGGCGUCGCGCGAAGCAGGCGCAGUAUCUCCGACCAGCAGUCCAUCCGCAAGCUUCAGGCCCCUUCCUCGUGCGGACGAGCCGGGCGCAAGUCCAAAAAGUCCGUUUGGCACGCUCAUUGUCCCUCAAGGAAAAGCAAAUGGAAGCGGACGUGGCAGUGGCCGACGUGACAGUUCAACCUCGAUUACCUCGGCAGCCAGCUCAACUUCGACCUACCGAAUUCGACGAAAGGCGGUUCCUUCGGACGUCGACCCAUCAGAGCGCCGCCCAAGUGCUGCCAGUGGCAUCAGUUCCGACGCAGGCGAAUUCUCUCCUCAACCAAGCCCCGCUCAAGAAAAGGCGCCCUUGCCACCUCCCAAGGAGAACGGCGUCCAUUCCCUCUCAGCUGCGCGCGACCCGAGCACCUUUAUGCGCAUGGCUCAAGAAGCUGCACGUGCACACAUGCUCGAGAGGGGCGCGGGAGCCGGCAGACAGCGACCUAGCACAGCAGCUACUGCUUCGGCUACGCCCGCACCUUUCGGACUGGGUAUCGUUCAACAACCCAAGGCGAGCGGCUCUUCCCGCGAUGUCUCAACCAACCAGCAAUUGUCCGCCGGUGCCACACCCACCGCAACUCGCACCCCUUCACGAGCCACCAUCAAAAGACCCACCACGGCUCCCGUCGGGUCAACUGAUCAAUUCCGCGCAGUCAGCGAUGCGCAGAAGUCGGUUCUCGAAGUUGAAGGACUUCAAUUCGUCCUGGACAAGGAAGAUGCGACCAAACCGAAAGCUGCACAGGACUCCUCGCCCUCGAUCCCCAACGCAGUUCGCUUCGUGCAACCGCAGCGGGUCGGCAGCAGUGGGGCAAGCCCGGCUGGCUUGACCAAGCGAGACUCGCAAACGAGCGCCAAGCACGGCUCAAUCAAGCUCGGCGGCGCCAGUCGCAGAGGUAGCGCAAGCACAGACACUGCCGUUCCAGCCAAUGGCGCUCCCGCCAAAUCUGGUGGUUGGGGUCUCGAGGAAGAGCUCCAGAUUGUUGAUCGGGCCCGAAAUGCAGACGGCGGCGCUCAGAAGAAGGGUGCUGCACCACGACCCGAGUCGAUGCUCAGAACCAAGAAAGCGACGGAUGACAAGAACGAUGUGCUGUUCAAGAGUCAGGAUGAGUCGGAAGAUGUCAAGGCCGCUGCCCGCGAGGCUGGAAUCCCCGAAGGCUCGUAUGCCAUCCAUCCUCCCUCGAUGCUGCAGCUCUUUGAAGCAUCGCAAUGCCUCGUCUAUAAUCAGAACGGCCAAGAAGUUCUCUUCGGAGAUCUUUUCAAGAAGCGUCGCACUCUGGUCUGCUUCCUUCGGCACUGGUGGUGUGGUUUCUGUCAGCAAUUUGCUAUGUCCAUCCGCAACAUCGACCCGCUUCCGCUGAAGAAGGCCAACCUGGACUUUGUCAUUGUGGGUCAGGGAGACUGGCAAGUCAUCAAGGCAUAUCGCGAGGUCAUGCAGGUACAGUAUCCUAUGUUUGCCGAUCCCAAGCGCAACGUGUAUCGCGCGCUGGGCAUGACGCUGCGCACCAACGAUGCCAACCCAGCUUGCGCACGUCCGGACUAUGCGAGCUUGGGCAUGACCAAGGGCAUUCUCGUUGCCAUCAAGAAGGGACUGUUCGACAUGCCCAUCCGUAAUCCCGGUGACAUGAAGCUGCUCGGUGGCGAUUUCAUCUUGGGUCCUGGUCUGCAAUGCUCGUUUACGCAUCGAAUGACGACGGCAGACGGCCAUAUGGACAUUCCCAGGAUCUUGGCGCAAGCCGGCUGCGAUUUGUCGCUCAAGACGCCCAAGCCCAUGUUUACGCUGAAUGAGAAAGAGGCGCGCGCCGCCAUGUUGGCUGGUGGCAACUCCAACCGGCGAGGACAGCCACGCUCUCUGGGUCGAUCGCGUGGGAAGAAAACGACCAAGAGCGAUGCAGGAGGCACGCUGGAUACGAGCUUUGGUAGUGCGGCAGGCUCAACGAUGGCAGGGUCGAUGUCGGUUAGCAGCAGCAACACGCGCUUCGCCAGACCUAGCCUGUGGGGUCGCUUUCCCGGUCGGUUCAGCAAGUCGCAAGUGUCACUUGACCAAUCGGCGUCGACGGCGGAUCUCAGCAACGACUUUUCGCCCGCACGUGGACUGGCUGCAGGACCUCGUUCUGCGUCCGCCAUGCGGAAGGUGUCGUACGACGGACGUGUUCGGGACUCAUUCGAGACGCAGCAAACCGAUAUCGAGUUCGAAUCGCGUGCCACUUCGUUCGACACGAGAGGCCGUCCUAGCGACGUUUCGGCUCCGGUCGGCAUGAGCGCACUCAACAAAACGCAGUCCAUGUCUGAGUUGCGCCGCAGGUUCGAGAUGGGCGCCCUGGGAAGUCUCAGGGCGAAGAGCGGACGUCAGGAGCCUUCGGGCGGCAAAUUGUCGCUCGAGGUGCCUAGCGCUAAUAGGGACAGAUUGCAGCACAGCAUUUCGAGCAAGUCGCUACGUGGUGCGCAGUCCAACGGCGCCUCGACACCGGUUGCAAAGCCAGUGAAUCCAACAGGUGGCAAAGCUGGAUCGAACGGCUCUGUGCCCAUGUCCGUCUUCCGCAACAACGUGAUUUCGCAAGCGAGUGGAAGUGCCGCACCUGCGCCUGCAGCGACUGGCCUUGGCAUUGCUGCUCCCGGUGUUGACCCGGCGGACGGAGCCGUUGGAUCCUCGGCCGUUGAGAAGGCUGCCGUAGUCGACGGCACUGCUCCGUCGAUCAAGGCCACGGUAACGGCGGUGCCAACCACAGCUGCGAGCUUCUCGGCACCGGGAAGCUUCCUCACAGAUCUCGACGUGUUCGACUCUCUCUCCGCCUCACCUGCGCCAAAGUCCAAGAACCAUGGCGAAAAGGGCAUGCUGAGCCCCAGUAUUUUCGACAGCGGCUUGUCUCCCAGCCAGUUUAGCGACAGCGGUUUCACCCCAGAAGCAGCCGAUGCGGAUAGUGACACGGAACCAUCCAUGUCGGCUGCACAGUCGCCUGCUCGCUCGCAGCGCACUACUGCCGCAAGCACUCAAAACAGCCCCGGCGGCGGUGCACUUGGCCCCAGCGCCAGCUCGAGCUUUUACAGUUUCAACACGUUCCGUGCCAAGCGGUUAGAGCACUUGGUCGAGGAGGCGGACGAGGAGGCAGAUGAAUCGCAUUCUAGGGAUCAGAUGAGGCAUAAGUCUGGAGAGGAUGAGGAGGGGGAGGAGGACGAGGAGGACGAGGAAGAGGAUGAGGAAGAAGAGAAUGACGAGCCCAUCGAGUUUGAGGAUGACCGUUCUGGAGGCUUUUGA
This is a messenger RNA of Sporisorium graminicola, 4902 nucleotides long. RefSeq lists its product as uncharacterized. NCBI's taxonomy places the organism in Eukaryota, Fungi, Basidiomycota, Ustilaginomycetes, Ustilaginales, Ustilaginaceae. The coding region runs from base 1 to 4902 and encodes 1633 amino acids. The record is from RefSeq and is a predicted model, not a curated record. The transcript has a single exon.